Molecule: messenger RNA, 3554 nt
Organism: Sceloporus undulatus (fence lizard)
Lineage: Eukaryota; Metazoa; Chordata; Lepidosauria; Squamata; Phrynosomatidae
Gene: MCM2
Product: minichromosome maintenance complex component 2
Exons: 16
Coding region: 68-2734 (888 amino acids)
Biological process (GO): DNA replication; double-strand break repair via break-induced replication; mitotic DNA replication initiation
Cellular component (GO): nucleus; MCM complex
Molecular function (GO): ATP binding; single-stranded DNA helicase activity; single-stranded DNA binding
Source: RefSeq, a predicted model, not a curated record
GGGUCACGUGACCCCUUUCCCGCGGAAUUCAGCCCUCUGAAUCCCAAACAGAAGGAGGAGAAGCGAAAUGGCGGAGUCCUCAGAGUCCAAUGUGGCCACCAGCCCCCACCCCAGCUCUCGGCGAGGAGAUGCCUUGACCUCCAGCCCUGGGAGAGAUCUGCCCCCCUUUGAGGAUGAAUCUGAAGGACUCUUGGGGACCGAGGGGCUCCCUGAUGAAGAGGAGGAAGAUGGAGAGGAGCUGAUUGGAGAAGGGAUGGAAAGGGACUACCGCCCUAUUCCAGAGCUGGAUGUCUAUGAACCUGAAGGUCUGGCCAUGGAGGAUGAAGACCUGGAGGAGCUAACAGCUAGCCAAAGGGAGGCAGCAGAGAGGGCAAUGAGGCAGAGGGACCGUGAGCUGGGGCGUGGCCUGGACCGGAUGAGGAGUGGUCUGCUCUAUGAGAGUGAUGAUGAAGAUGAGGAUCGUCCCUUGCGGAAGAGGCGCCUGGCUGAACGUGCUGCAGAUGGCAUGGAGGAUGAGGAUGAAGACAUGAUUGAGAGCAUUGAGAAUCUGGAAGAUAUGAAGGGACACUCAGUGAGGGAGUGGGUGUCUAUGGCAGCUCCUCGGCUUGAGAUCUACCACCGCUUCAAGAAUUUCCUGAAGACUCAUGUGGAUGAGCAUGGUCACAAUGUCUUCAAAGAGAGGAUCAGUGACAUGUGCAAAGAAAACAGAGAGAGCCUGGUGGUGAAUUAUGAAGACCUGGCUGCACGGGAACAUGUCCUUGCCUAUUUCCUUCCAGAAGCCCCAGCUGAAAUGUUGAAAAUCUUUGAUGAAGCAGCCAAGGAAGUGGUGCUGGCUAUGUACCCCAAAUAUGACCGGAUUGCUCAAGAAAUCCAUGUACGCAUCUCACAUCUGCCUCUGGUGGAGGAAUUACGAUCCCUCAGGCAGCUUCAUUUGAACCAGCUGAUCCGGACAAGUGGGGUUGUCACAAGCUGCACAGGGGUCCUUCCACAACUCAGCAUGGUCAAAUACAAUUGUACCAAGUGUAGUUUCAUCUUGGGGCCUUUUGCACAAUCCCAAAAUCAGGAAGUAAAGCCAGGAUCCUGCCCUGAGUGUCAGUCUGCUGGCCCCUUUGAAAUCAACAUGGAAGAGACAGUGUACCAGAAUUACCAGCGUAUCAAAAUCCAAGAAAGCCCUGGGAAGGUGGCAGCUGGACGGCUCCCUCGCUCAAAAGAUGCCAUUUUACUUGCUGACCUGGUUGACAGCUGCAAGCCAGGGGAUGAGAUUGAGCUAACUGGGAUAUACCAUAAUAAUUAUGAUGGUUCUUUAAACACAGCCAAUGGUUUUCCAGUGUUUGCUACAGUAAUCCUGGCCAACCACAUUGCCAAAAAAGAUAACAAGGUUGCUGUUGGGGAACUCACAGAUGAAGACAUGAAGGUGAUUGUAGGCCUAUCCAAGGAUGAGCAGAUUGGAGAGAAAAUCUUUGCCAGCAUUGCUCCAUCAAUCUACGGACAUGAAGACAUCAAACGAGGCUUGGCCCUAGCCUUGUUUGGGGGAGAACCCAAAAAUCCAGGAGGAAAACACAAGGUCCGUGGUGACAUCAACGUCUUGCUUUGUGGAGAUCCUGGAACAGCCAAGUCUCAGUUCCUCAAGUAUGUGGAGAAAGUAUCCAGCAGAGCCAUCUUCACCACUGGUCAGGGGGCUUCUGCUGUUGGCCUGACUGCCUAUGUGCAGAGGCAUCCCGUCAGCAAGGAAUGGACCCUAGAGGCAGGAGCCCUGGUGCUGGCAGACAGGGGAGUCUGCUUGAUAGAUGAAUUUGACAAGAUGACCGAUCAGGACAGGACCAGCAUCCAUGAAGCUAUGGAGCAGCAGAGCAUCUCCAUCUCAAAGGCCGGCAUUGUCACAUCUCUGCAAGCUCGCUGCACUGUUAUUGCUGCUGCCAACCCCAUAGGUGGCCGCUAUGACCCAUCUUUGACUUUCUCAGAAAAUGUUGAUCUCACUGAGCCCAUCAUAUCUCGAUUCGAUAUCCUCUGUGUGGUCAGGGACACUGUGGAUCCUGUUCAGGAUGAGAUGCUGGCUCGGUUUGUGGUUAGCAGCCACAUCAAGCAUCAUCCCAACAACAAGGAUGUUGUGAAUGGGGACUCUCAAGAGAUUAUUCUCCCAAAUACCUAUGGUGUAGAACCCAUUCCACAGGAGAUCCUGAAGAAGUACAUUAUCUAUGCAAAGGAAAAAGUCCACCCCAAACUCAACCAGAUGGAUCAGGACAAAGUGGCCAGAAUGUAUAGUGAACUAAGGAAAGAAUCCAUGGCAACUGGAAGUAUCCCCAUCACAGUGCGUCACAUUGAGUCCAUGAUCCGAAUGGCUGAGGCCCAUGCACGCAUUCACCUGCGGGAUUAUGUGGUGGAAGAUGACGUCAACAUGGCCAUCAGGGUUAUGCUUGAGAGUUUCAUUGACACACAGAAAUUUAGUGUCAUGAGGAGCAUGCGGAAGACUUUUGCCCGAUACCUUGCCUUCAAGCGAGAUAACAACGAACUCUUGCUGUUCAUUUUGAAGCAGUUGGUAUCAGAACAAGUGAUGUAUCAGAGGAAUCGCUAUGGGGCUCAGCAGGAUACCAUAGAAGUACCAGAGAAAGACUUGGUUGAUAAGGCUCGCCAGAUCAACAUCCACAACCUUUCUGCCUUCUACGACAGUGAAUUGUUCAAGAUGAACAGAUUCAGCCGUGAUGUGAAGCGGAAAGUGAUUGUGCAAGCAUUCUGAGGGCAAUGAAUUCCUGAGUGACUGCAGAGAAUAAGAAUUUGGGACUCUGUUUUAUCUUGCAUUACAGCAGUACCCAAACAAUUCCACCCUCCCUUCAGGUAGCAUAGAAAAAGAUCUGAAAACUCUUCUGAAGGACUUGUGAAUAGAACAAAAUGAAGCUGAGUAGUUACCCUGAACUACUUACCUUAUUCUUGUGUUUAAUUGUAGUUUAGCUUGCUGGAUGAAACUUCUCAAAGAGAUGGUUUUUCACUGGCCCCAGUUUGGAAAUGUCACUUUAUUUGGGUAGAGCAAUCAGGGCAGGGAAUGCUGUCAGCAUUGCUUGUUGGAACAAUUCACAUUGUUUGGAGAUUGUGCCCUAUAACUGAGGGUCACCAUGGGUCAUUUAAAGGGAGAUAAAAUAUAUAUGGGUUGUGUUUCCUCCUCUCUUCUUGUUUAGAAUGUCCAAAGCUGAGCCGGUGCAUUUUUCAUUGUGAGGGAAAUGUAUUUGCCGUCUCUGAAUGUGGAAGUAAUGCAUGCAUCUUCUACAGGAUAAUGAUGUGUGGAGUCCACUUCAGAUAUCCAAAGCAGUUUCUACACUUUUGUCAGAAGAUCUGGAGUUUCUCAUUUCACAGGUCCAGAUACCACAUAGAAGUUCAUAUGUUUCAGAAAUUGCCCCUAUGGAGACCCCCUCCUUCCCCUGACCAUAAUAUGUAUGAUAAUAUUUUUUUAAAAAAAUAUUAGGCUGUUAUGUGUCUGCCCAGUAGGAGAUAGAUUUGGAGAAGUUUUAAUGUGGAAGAAAUAAAAGUUUAGAAAUAGCGUUUUGCAAAGAAAGCAAAAAUGU